AUGCCGCUCACGAUACCGCCCCCCAUGCCGCCGCCCUCCAUGCCCACCGAGGUGAGAGGAAUGGGAGACCUGGAAGAUCACAAGAGAAGAAUCCUGUUCUCUCAGCUGAGCGGCUACAUAGUCCGAAUUGCAGAGAAGCAAAAAGAAGUGACCGCACAGGUCAAGGAGCUGGACGAAGAUAGGGAGAUCCUUUUUUGUAUUCACGAUUUGGAGAGGAAGUUGUACCAAGCGCAAAUCUAUCACGAGUUCGAAACCCAACGCCUGGAGCAAGGGGGCCAGGUCCACGUGGGCUACGUUCCCGCCGGCCUGGGUCGACCCGUGACAAUACAGGAGCUGGAACUCAUCGUGAAAGAAUUGGAUCUGGUUCUGCAAUGGCAGGCAGCGAGAUGGUUGCACGACCAGAGUACGCUCGCAUACAACCGGCAGUCACGGCGAUUGUGUUGGCAAUUGAGGAGCAUCUCACAAGGGAGAAUUCAUCAGAAGGGCAUGAAUGACGAGCAAAGACAGCAGGCCGAGGCGGGACGACAGCGCCAGCUUGACGCCCUGCUGGACGAGGAGGAGCAGAAUUUCCGUACGCGGGGACACCAACAGCGACCAUAUCAAAUUCCAGUCUUGGCCAUCCCGCCGCCCGCCAGUCACCGACAGUACUGA
Messenger RNA from Fonsecaea pedrosoi CBS 271.37, 651 nucleotides. RefSeq lists its product as uncharacterized. NCBI's taxonomy places the organism in Eukaryota, Fungi, Ascomycota, Eurotiomycetes, Chaetothyriales, Herpotrichiellaceae. The transcript has a single exon. The coding region runs from base 1 to 651 and encodes 216 amino acids. The record is from RefSeq and is a predicted model, not a curated record.